AAAAGGCCAAUUCGCCGCAUUACCACAGUCACACUUGUAGUUUUCCGUGAACUUUUUUGGAACAGGCUAUGUCGUUGGGCAACGCGGGGCGAAUUGCUAUCUGUUGGACUGUUCUGACCGUUGGAGGAGUCUACGCCUUUGUGCUGUCAAAGAAAUCCGUAGAAACCCGUCGUUACGAGAGCAUGCAAGUACGAGAACGCAUGCGAAAGGCCAACAAGGGAGAAUACGACGCAACCGCCACAGACAGGCGAUUCGACUACUAG
This is a messenger RNA of Drosophila bipectinata, 263 nucleotides long. RefSeq lists its product as uncharacterized. The record is from RefSeq and is a predicted model, not a curated record. NCBI's taxonomy places the organism in Eukaryota, Metazoa, Arthropoda, Insecta, Diptera, Drosophilidae.